Molecule: messenger RNA, 3799 nt
Organism: Zingiber officinale
Lineage: Eukaryota; Viridiplantae; Streptophyta; Magnoliopsida; Zingiberales; Zingiberaceae
Product: receptor-like protein kinase
Exons: 3
Coding region: 288-3374 (1028 amino acids)
Biological process (GO): protein phosphorylation
Molecular function (GO): protein binding; ATP binding; protein kinase activity
Source: RefSeq, a predicted model, not a curated record
CUUUGACCACUUGUUUUUCCAUUUGCUGUAUGAACUCUCAUCUUUGGGCAUUUGUUUUUGCAUUUGGCUGCUGCUUUGACAGACGCAGAAAAACUGCAACUAUAUCAAUACCAGUCAUCUAUUCCAGUUAAAAUGUACAGGAAAGAGAUGCAGAGUGACCUGCAAUUCAAGGCCAGAUUCCACUGCCUACCGCCUUUGCUGAAGCCAAAACAAACUAGGAGGAAAGAUCAUAAAACCUAGGGAUUGUUGAGGAAUUGCUCUUCAAGAAGGAAAAGGUGGACACAGUAAUGGCUUUCGGUCUACGGCCUAUGUUGUUAUUAUUGUUGCUCUUGGUUUUCUUUCAACUAAGCAAUGCCUUGAACUCUGAUGGAGAGGCUCUGUUGGCCCUGUCCAAUAGUUUGAUACUUCCUCGGUCAGUGAACUCCACCUGGAACUCAUCAGACCCAAGUCCCUGUGGAUGGGUAGGAAUCGAUUGCGACAGAGGUGGAUUCGUGACUUCAUUUCAGCUUCCUGAACGUCAAAUUUCUGGUUGGCUGGGCAAAGAAAUUGGGUUGCUAAGUCAUCUGAGGAUACUAGAUCUUGGUGUCAACAAUCUUUCUAGACUUAUACCCUCAGAACUAGGCAAUUGUACCCUUCUUGAAUACUUGGAUCUCUCAAACAAUUACCUUUUAGGUGAGAUACCAGUAACCCUUCAAAACCUCAAGAAGUUGUCAUACCUUUCACUUUCCACUAAUUUACUAAGUGGCAAUAUACCAAGUCUUUUGUUCCAUGGUCCGUCCCUUGAAACUAUCGACCUUUAUGAAAACAAUUUCACUGGCUCAAUUCCUUCCUUGUAUGGGAAUGCAUGCAAGUUGGAGCACUUAGAUUUGUCCUACAACCAAUUUGAUGGUGAUCUUCCAGUGACAUUGGGUAAUUGCACUAAUUUGAAGUUCUUUUCUGCUUUUGACAAUCAUUUAUCGGGGAGAAUACCAUUAACACUUGGCUUGUUGACAAAGCUCGAGAUUCUUUACCUAUCUAUUAAUUCUUUAUCAGGGUCAAUUCCCUCUGAGAUAGGCCAAUGUCAGUCCUUAACUUCAUUAGACUUGUCUGAGAAUCAACUAGAAGGAAUUGUUCCAAGAGAAUUGGGUAAUUUGAGAAAUCUAGAAAGACUUUCACUUUUUAGAAAUAAUUUGACUGGAGAGUUUCCAAUUGAAAUUUGGAGAAUCCCAAAUUUGACAAUUAUAUAUAUCUCCAACAACAACUUCUCUGGACAACUGCCUAUGGAGAUGUGUGAGUUAAAAAGUUUGACUAACAUUACCAUUGAUGAUAAUCAAUUUACAGGGAUCAUUCCUCAAUGCUUGGGAAUCAACAACAGUCUGGUGCAAGUGAUGUUUACAAAUAAUAGGCUUGUUGGCAGCAUCCCUCCUGAUAUAUGUUUUAGAAAUCAAUUGGUGCUUUUGUUAUUGGGCAAUAAUAUGCUUAAUGGGACAAUACCACCAGGAGUUGGGAAUUGCUUGAGUUUACAAAGGUUGAUUCUUUUUCGGAACAAUCUCAGUGGUUCAAUUCCAGAAUUUCUUGCGACGUCAAAUUUGUCAUAUAUUAAUUUAAGUUUCAACAAACUCAAUGGACAAAUUACUCAAACUAUAGGGAACAUUGUGAAUCUCACCAAUAUAAACUUGUCAGUGAAUAAGCUUGAUGGACCAAUACCUCGACAAAUAGGAAACCUAGCCAACCUUCAGCGUUUGAAUCUAUCUAACAACAAUUUGUACGGUCCAUUGCCUUUUGAAUUAUCAAAAUGUCAUAUGUUAUUAACGUUGGACUUGGGAUUCAACUCUUUCAAUGGAACAAUACCGUCAAGUCUUGGAAACUUAUCUAGUCUCUCUCGGUUGAUACUGCAAGAGAAUCAAUUCAGUGGAGGAAUUCCAGAUUUCCUAUCUAAGUUGAAUCAACUGUUUGAGCUGCAGUUUGGAGGAAACAAGUUGGGAGGGAGCAUCCCGUCAUCAUUGGGUUCAUUGCAAAACUUGAAUGCAGUUUUAAACCUCAGUGAUAAUGGACUAGUAGGACAACUUCCACUUGAGUUGAAGAAUCUGAAUAUGCUACAAAGCUUUGAUAUUUCUUUUAACAAUCUAACAGGGAGUUUGAUGCCCAUAAGUGAUUUCAGUUUAUUGACACACAUCAAUGUUUCAUACAAUGACUUUAGUGGUUCAUUGUCAAGAGGUUUGUUUAAGUUUGCAGAAUCAUCACCAAGCUCAUUUACAGGAAAUCCUCAACUCUGCAUCUCAUGUCAGAUGGGAGAUUCUUUAUGCACAAACAUCACCAUAUUAGAACAAUGCAGCAUGCCUAACAAUAAUUCCAAAAGUUUAUCUAAGAUCGAGAUGGUAAUCAUAGUUCUUGCUGCUGGUUUGCUCUGUGCUCUAGUCCUUUUCCUUGCUAGAUUUUUCUUUCUCAAGUGUAAAAGAAAGAAAGAUGAUGUUCCAUCCUUGUUUGAAGAUUCUUCUUUCCUACUAAAGAAAGUAAUUGAAGCCACUGAGGAUUUCAAUCAGCAAUAUGAAAUUGGUAGAGGAGCUCAUGGGAUAGUUUACAAGGCAACACUCGACACAGGGAAAAUAUAUGCUGUAAAGAAGAUUGCUUUUCAAGAUCAGAAACAAUCAAAUCCAAGUAUGAUCAGAGAAAUCGAAACUCUUGGGAAAAUCAGGCAUAGAAAUUUAAUGAAAUUGGAGAAAUUUUGGUUCGAAUGUGAAUAUGGACUUUUAUUAUAUGAGUAUAUGGCAAAUGACAGCCUCCAUGAUGUUCUUCAUGAGAACAAGCCGGCACUAGUCCUGGAGUGGAAGGUGAGGUACAAGAUAGCUGUUGGCAUUGCCCAAGGGCUAGAUUAUCUUCACAAUGACUGCAUCCCUGCUAUCAUACACCGUGACAUAAAGCCUAAAAACAUAUUGCUGGAUGCUGAUAUGGAACCACAUAUCUCGGAUUUUGGGAUUGCUAAGCUUGAUCUAGAUCAACAUUCUACUCAGUCAGCUAUUAUUAUUGGCACCCUUGGUUAUAUUGCACCAGAGACUGCCUUCACAACCAGAAAGAACAAGGAGUCGGAUGUGUACAGUUAUGGAGUCGUCUUACUCGAACUCAUAACUAGAAAGAUGGCCACCGACCCUUCCUUCUCGGAAAAUAUGUGCAUAGUAGGAUGGGUGACUUCCACCUUGGAUGGCAGUGGUAAAAUAGAAACUGUCAUUGAUGAAGACCUCGCGAAUGAAGUCAGAGGUACUUCAGAGAUCGAAGAAGUGAAGAAGGUUCUUUCAUUGGCCAUGAGAUGUGUAGCAAGGAAGGUAAGCAUGCGGCCUUCAAUGAAGAAUGUGGUCAGGGAGCUGCAUGAUAUCAUGGAACCCACCACUAGUAUGUAAAAUCUUAUUUAUUUUUCUUUCUUUUUGAAAAAAAUGUAAAUAAGAAUGAUUUGUCAAGGAAGGGAUUUGUAUCACAGUUAGCAAUAAGUUCUGACAUCUUUGCAUCCAUUAACAGGAGAUUCAUAAAACAAAGUCAAAAUUUUCUUAUGUAUAGAGAAACCUGAAGGAACAGAACAAGGUUUGAAAAUACAAAUCUUAUCUCUGCCAGUUUUCAUUCAAAGGUGGGCAAAUUCGAAAGAUCAAAGUCUGUGUUUGUCCCGUUGCACAACUUUGGCGUGCUCCGUUGUCGAUUCCAAACUCGCAGGGACCCGGCGAACUCUGACCACAGAAAGGAAUAUGGCAGGAACCCACCGCCUUCGGAGACUGCGGGCGCCCAACGACCUUUUACUUCCAAUUUCCAGGGUCAAACUCGUGUGCAUAUGCAU